AUGUCCUUCGUCCCCUGCAUGUCGGCCAGGCGCGCUGCGAGGCCCCUUCUGAACCAUGGCUUGAGGGGCCAGCUCGCGGGGCCUACCGCCCGUGCCGGUCGGAGCUUCUCGGCGACGGCCACUCAACGGAGCGGCUCUCAGGCCAACGCCGGCGGUUCGGCCAACAACGUGCAACACGGUUGGAGUGGGAGGUCAGUUUUGGCAGUCGCUUUGGCCACAGGCACUGUCGGAUGGGGUCUCGCCAGUUCGACGAGGGACAACUCCGCCGGUGCUGGCUUCUUUCCCCUGGGCAGCGGUCUGCUCUCCCCGGAUAGCCAGUCUCGUCCAAUCAACUACGCCACGAUAGAGGAGAUGGAGCAGGCUCUGAAGGAAAUUCGACAGGAGCUGGGCGGCGAGGACAUCAUCUCCACCGAUCCGGAAGACUUGCACGCUCACGGAUAUUCGGAGUGGUCAUCAUCCAACCCUGACGGCCUGCCCGUCGCCGUCGCGUACCCGCGCUCGACAGAGCAGGUGUCGACGAUUGCCCGAGUAUGCUUCAAAUACAACGUUCCCAUCAUCCCUUACUCGGGAGGUUCUAGCUUGGAAGGAAACUUUUCGGCCCCUUACGGAGGAAUCAGCGUCGACUUCGCCUUCAUGGACCAGAUCCUUUCCUUCAACAAGGAGGACAUGGAUAUCGUCGUGCAGCCCAGCAUUGGAUGGCAGGAUUUGAACGAGAAACUCUCAGAACUGGAGAGCGGUCUCUUCUUUCCCAUCGACCCAGGCCCGAGUGCUAAGAUUGGCGGAAUGAUCGGUACUAACUGCUCGGGUACUAACGCGGUCAGAUACGGAACCAUGAAAGACUGGGUAAUCAACCUCACUGUUGUGUUGGCAGACGGCACUGUGGUCAAGACGCGACGACGGCCGAGAAAGUCGUCGGCGGGUUACAACCUCAACAGUUUGUUCGUUGGAUCCGAGGGAACGCUGGGAUUGGUGACAGAAGCAACCCUCAAGCUCACGGUUGUACCCGAAGACUUUUCUGUGGCGGUGGUCACGUUUCCCAGCAUCAGAGAUGCCGCAGCUGCCGCAGCCGAGGUCAUGCGCAACGGUAUCCCCGUGGCGGCCAUGGAAAUCAUGGACGAGGUCCAGAUGAAGGUCGUCAACAUGGGCGGUGCAACGGCUCCCCGCGUCUGGAAAGAGCUCCCGACGCUGUUCUUCAAGUUCUCCGGCACCAAGGCCGGCGUCAAGGAGAACAUCAGCCUCGUCCAGAAGAUCACCAAGAACCACAAGGGUGGCAACUUUGAGUUCGCCAAGGAUGCCCUGGAGCAGAAGCUGCUGUGGUCUGCGCGCAAAGAGUCGCUAUGGUCGAUGUUGGCGCUGCGAAAGGAUGGCGAAGAAGUUUGGAGCACGGAUGUCGCGGUUCCCUUCAGCCGUCUGGCCGAUCUAAUCGAAGUCAGCAAGAAAGAGAUGGACGAUAUGGGGCUUUUCGCGAGCAUCCUGGGCCAUAUCGGGGACGGCAACUUCCACGAGAGCAUCAUCUACAACCGGACGAUCCCCGAAGAAAGGGAGAAGGUCGAGAAGUGCGUCCACAACAUGGUGAAGCGGGCUAUUGAAAUGGAGGGAACUUGUACCGGCGAACACUCGAUCGGCUGGGGCAAGAAGGGCUCGCUUCUCCUCGAGGUCGGUCCCGACACGCUCGACGUGAUGAAGUCCAUCAAGCGGGCGUUGGAUCCAAAGUGGAUAAUGAACCCUGGUAAGAUCAUGGAUAUUCCCCCCGGUUCAAGGACGAACUUGAGCUCCUAG
This is a messenger RNA of Colletotrichum navitas, 1779 nucleotides long. Its product is annotated as glycolate oxidase. The transcript is spliced from 5 exons. Bases 1 to 1779 code for a protein of 592 amino acids. Gene Ontology annotation, cellular component: mitochondrion. Lineage: Eukaryota; Fungi; Ascomycota; Sordariomycetes; Glomerellales; Glomerellaceae. The record is from RefSeq and is a predicted model, not a curated record. Gene Ontology annotation, molecular function: D-lactate dehydrogenase (cytochrome) activity; FAD binding; D-lactate dehydrogenase (NAD+) activity. Gene Ontology annotation, biological process: lactate catabolic process.